AAACUAUGCUGAUAUGGGAAAAAAACACCAUAAAUUUUCAGCAUAUGACAAGACUUUUAUGAAAAGUGCAUGCCUUGCUGUCCAGGAGAAAUUCCAAAAUAGUGAAAAGCCAAAUCUGUGCGAGAGUAGUUUUACAUGGAAAGACUACCUUACAUUUUGUAAUAAAAUCCGGACUGGAGGUAAAGUGUAUACAUGUGCAAUCUGUGGCAGGCAUUUUAAAAAGAAGAGUCAACUCACGUACCAUGAGAAACUCCACAGCAGGGAGAAGCCAUAUACAUGUGCAACAUGUGGUAAGGGUUUUCAUUGGAAGCACUCCUUCACAGCUCACCAGUUAACCCACAUUGUGGAAAAGCCAUAUGCAUGUGCCACAUGUGGCAAGAGUUUUGCAAGGAAGGACAGGCUGUCAGUCCAUGAGAAAAUCCACAGUGGUGAAAAGCCACAUAAAUGUGAAGUGUGUGGCAAGAGUUUUCACUGGAAGUAUUCCCUUGCAGCUCAUCGGAUCUCCCACAAUAGAGAGAAGCCAUAUACAUGUGUAACAUGUGGUAAGAGUUUUCACUGGAAGCAUUCCUUAACAACUCAUCAGUUAAUCCACAUUGUGGAAAAACCAUGUACAUGUUCCACAUGUGGCAAGAGUUUUGCAAGGAAGGACAGGCUCACAGUCCAUGAGAAAAUCCACAGUGGAGAGAAGCCAUAUAAAUGUGAAGUAUGUAGCAAGUGUUUUCAGUGGAAGCGCUCCUUUAUAGCUCAUCAGUUAACCCACAUUGUGGAAAAGCCAUAUGCAUGUGCCACAUGUGGCAAGACUUUUAUAAGGAAGGACAGGCUCAUAGCCCAUGAGAAAAUUCACACUGGAGAAAAGCCAUAUGAAUGUGAAGUGUGUGGCAAGAGUUUUCAGUGGAAGCAUUCCUUCACAAAUCAUCAGAUCUCCCACUCAGGGGCGAAGCCAUAUACAUGUGCAACAUGUGGCAAGAGUUUUCAAUGGAAGCGUUCCUUUGAAGCUCAUCAGAUUUCUCAUACUGGGGAAAAACCUUAUACGUGUGCAAUAUGUGGCAAAAGUUUUCAGUGGAAGUAUUCCUUCUCCUCUCACCAGAUCUCCCACACUGGGGAGAAGCCAUAUAAUUGUGCAACAUGUGACAAAAGGUAUGCAUCAAGGGGAAGCCUCAAGUGCCAUGAGAAAAUCCAUACUGGCGACAGACCAUAUAAAUGUGCAACAUGUGGCAAGAGUUUUAAAGAGAAGAGCCAUCUCACAUACCACGAGAAAACACACACUGGAGAGAAACUAUAUAAAUGUACCACAUGUGGCAAGAGUUUUGCAAGAAAGGAUGUACUAAGAGUCCAUGAGAAAAUUCACACCGGUGAAAAAUUGUAUAAAUGUACCACAUGUGAAAAGUGUUUUGCAAGGAAGGACAGGCUCACAGUCCAUGAGAAAAUCCACAGUGGAGAGAAAAUCUGCAAUGGAGAAAUUAAAAAGAGAGAGAAUGUCAACCUUCCAUACCAUACAAAACCCCACAAAGAUAGUAGACCGUUUAAAUGUGAAACAUGUGACAAAAGGUUUAUCUUGAAAAGUCACCUGACAGAUCAUCAGAAUAUUCACAGUGGGAAUAAACCAUAUAAAUGUGCAACCUGUGGCAAAGGUUUCAAACAGAAGUCUCACCUCAUAUAUCAUAACAAAACCCACAGCCAGGAGAAACCACAUGAAUGUGGCACAUGUGGCAAAAGCUUUGCAAACAAGUGGCUUCUGAAUUCCCAUAGUAAAACUCAUAAUGAAAAGAAACCAUACAAAUGUACAACAUGCGGGAAGGAUUUUACAUUGAAACAGUACCUCACAUACCACCAGACAAUCCACACGAAUGAUAGACCAUAUAAAUGUGAAAUGUGUGACAAGAGGUUUAGAAGGAGAAGCCAUCUCACAGCCCAUGAGAAUAUCCACAGAAGGAAUAAACCACAUAAAUGAAUAUGAGCAAAAAGGUUUAGACCGAAGACUCAUUUGGUAUAUACCACAAGGACACCCACAAUGGGGAGAAACUGGAAAAUACCACAAGGACACCCACAAUGGGGAGAAACUGGAAAAUACCACAAGGACACCCACACUGGGGAGAAACUGGAAAAUACCACAAGGACACCCACACUGGGGAGAAACUGGAAAAUACCACAAGGACACCCACACUGGGGAGAAACUGAAAAAUACCACAAGGACACCAACACUGGAGACAAACUGGAAAAUACCACAAGGACACCCACACUGGGGAGAAACUGGAAAAUACCACAAUGACACCUACACUGGGGAGAAACCGGAAAACAAAGAUUUAGCCCUGAGAGACAGCUAGACAUAUUA
Protopterus annectens (West African lungfish) is the source of this 2332-nucleotide messenger RNA. RefSeq names its product gastrula zinc finger protein XlCGF26.1-like. The coding region runs from base 14 to 1951 and encodes 645 amino acids. Lineage: Eukaryota; Metazoa; Chordata; Ceratodontiformes; Protopteridae. The transcript has a single exon. The record is from RefSeq and is a predicted model, not a curated record.